AGCUGCAGCCACGACUCAGAGAGCAGGUUCUCCACCAGACAAGCAGGCUGAUUGAUGCUCCUUCUAACUGCCACCUACUGGAACUAGUUGAGGUUGCCUCACCUCACCCCCCCUGGCCUUCCUGCACCUGUCAGAUCUUCCAAAACUGAUGCUGUUGUUGUGGAAACUGUGAUGAAGUCAUAGAAAAAGGAGACGAGGAGGAUUCCCCAACAGACAGAGUCCUGACAGGAGCCUGGAAGGAUACUACUACUACUAGACACUGACAGACCUGAGGCAGAGUGUGCCACACUGAGCUGAGGACCAGCAGCAUGGACCAGCAGCAUGGAAAAGUGGAGCGCUUCCUCAAGCUGGGCUACUCCCAUAGUGACAUUGUGCGUGUGCUAGAGAGCCUGCGUCAUGACGCCCAGACCAACGAAAUACUGGAGGAGCUGAUCAAGACCUGCCAAAUCACCACUACAACAACCACCACCACCCCAUCCAUACCAGCCAGCCGCUCAGCCCACUCCAGCCCACAGCUGGUCCCUCGAGGCUGCAGCUCUCCCCACCCCAGCCAGUCCCUACGGCCCAGCUCAGCUACAGACAGGGAUCCCACUUUGGGAUUCAGACCGGUGGUAAUUGAUGGAAGCAAUGUGGCCAUGAGCCAUGGCAACAAGCAAGUGUUUUCAUGCCGGGGGCUGUUGCUGGCAGUCAGGUGGUUUUUGGAGAGAGGUAUUCGUGACAUCACAGUGUUCGUGCCUCUGUGGAGAAAGGAGCAACCCCGUCCUGAGGCCCCCAUGACAGAUCAGCCCAUCCUCCAUGAGCUGGAGAAGAGAAAGAUCCUGGUGUACACCCCGUCACGCUGCGUCAACGGGAAGAGAGUGGUGUGUUACGACGACCGCUACAUCAUCAAACUGGCCUACGAGUCCGAUGGCAUCGUUGUGUCUAAUGACAACUACAGAGACCUGCAGAUAGAGAAGCCAGAGUGGAAGACGUUUAUAGAGGAAAGGCUGUUGAUGUACAGCUUUGCCAAUGACAAGUUCAUGCCUCCUGAUGAUCCUCUGGGAAGGAAUGGCCCAACGAUUGACAACUUUCUGAGAAUAAAGCAGUGGACCCCAGAAAACAAGAAGGAGCGUUGCCCAUAUGGGAAGAAGUGUACUUAUGGAGUGAAGUGCAAGUUCUACCACCCAGAGCGCUCCAACCAAUCGCAGCUGUCUGUAGCAGAUGAGCUUAGAGCCAAGAGCAAACCUGCUGCUCAGACAGACAGGGAGUGGUCAUUUCUCCCCUCAGGCCUCGGCCAGGAGGGCCAUAUCUACACAUCCCUUUAUGAGCCGGAUCACACUACUAAUCAUCUACACAGAUAUCCUUCCACACCGCCUCACCUUAGAAAAAAUGAACAUUCCCAUUCCCACAGGGCUUUGCCAAGUGAUCAGUUCACCAGCCAGAGAGAAACAGGCAGCCCAGUUCUACAGCACAAAUCCAGCCACCACUUCUGCCCCAGCCCAGACACUGACGAGGCCUUUGGCUCCUUGGAGACCUCCCUGUCCAGACUAUAUGUCCAGGACCAGACAAACAACCCCAAGGGACCCGGGGUGUCUUACACAUACAGCAGUGGGGUGGCCGGGUGCAGCCAGGGUAGUGGGGACGUCUACCCUUCCAGCACUUACAGCAGCCACAGUUACGGCAGCAACACACAGAGGCUCAGCCUGGGUGGGCCUUCCUCGGGAGUCCACUAUGCCCCCCAAAGACUGCUACAGUGUGGCUGUGACCACUCACAGAGCUGUGAGUGCAGCCAGUGCAUGUACGGCCACCAGCAUCUCCAGCCACAGCUAAGAAAGAGCUCCUAUGUUGUUCACAGUAACCCCAUCCAUUUCACCGAGCAGCAGUACUUUCAGAGUCCUCCCCCACAAAGGCAGAGUCACAGCCUCCCAGAACACAGCCCGGGACAGGGCCUCUCUGGUGAGAGAGUGGGGAUGACCAGGUCCAAUGGAGGUAAAGCUGCAGAUAGUGAGCAGAGGAGGAGUGUGAAGAACCAGCUCAGCACCCUCUUCCCCCCCAGCAUGGUAGACUAUGUGAUGAGUCUGUACCCACACACCCUCAACAAGUCAGAGCUGGUUCCUCUGAUCCAGAGGUUCAGAACCAGCCACGUUCCCUUCUAACGUGCAAGAUCUUUCUCUGUAAGCAUUAAACACAGUAGUUCCUCAGCAGACUAGUGACAAGCUUGAAAAUGUAGCAGUCUGUGCUGAAUUUCCUAUGUAUGUAUAUAGGUCAAGUGCAAUGCACUACCAUCUCCUGAAUGAUGCUAGUUCAUUUUGAAUCUAGCAUUGCCUUAAAGAUUAUCAAAGCAGCAUGUGUUGUUUUAACAUGUAGCCUCAAACUGAGGGAAGCUAUUUGACAGAAUGGGUGUUAACCUGUACGGUAUGCAGAAUAAUACUGUCCUUGUCAUUUGUUUGUUGUCCAUAUUAAAAAUAAGUCCUUGAAAA
This is a messenger RNA of Oncorhynchus tshawytscha (Chinook salmon), 2459 nucleotides long. Its product is annotated as ribonuclease ZC3H12A. Gene Ontology annotation, molecular function: RNA endonuclease activity; mRNA binding; metal ion binding. The record is from RefSeq and is a predicted model, not a curated record. The coding region runs from base 309 to 2135 and encodes 608 amino acids. NCBI's taxonomy places the organism in Eukaryota, Metazoa, Chordata, Actinopteri, Salmoniformes, Salmonidae. Gene Ontology annotation, biological process: nuclear-transcribed mRNA catabolic process, RNase MRP-dependent; 3'-UTR-mediated mRNA destabilization. The transcript has 7 exons. Gene Ontology annotation, cellular component: nucleus; cytoplasmic ribonucleoprotein granule.